AUGACGCUCCUUUUCACGCUCUUCCUGUCGCUCAUCUGCCUCGUCGCGGCCUCCGACUACCACGAACGCCUCGAGCUGCAACCGCUGCCGGCCGGCUCGCUGCUCGCAUCGUUCAACUUCCGCAGCAACGCGUCCCAGCAGUCCUUCGACCAGCAGCACUUCCGCUACUUCCCCCGCUCCCUCGGUCAGAUCCUGCAACACGCGCAUACCAAGGAGCUGCACCUCCGUUUUACCACCGGCAGAUGGGACGCUGAAAGCUGGGGCACACGGCCAUGGAACGGGACCAGGGAGGGGGGCACGGGUGUCGAGCUGUGGGCGUGGAUCGAUGCGGCGAACGCUGAAGACGCCUUCGCCCACUGGAUCACCUUGACGCAGUCCCUCUCGGGUCUCUUCUGUGCCUCGUUGAACUUCAUCGACUCGACGCGCACUACGCGCCCCGUGGCCACCUUUGAACCGGAGGGGGAUCAUCACGCCUCCGAUGCGGAUGGCAGCCUACCCCUCCAUCUCCUACACGGCACUUUGCCUGGUGAGGUGGUCUGUACGGAGAAUCUGACGCCGUUCCUUAAGCUACUUCCGUGUAAGGGGAAGGCAGGCAUUUCUAGCCUGUUUGAUGGACACAAGCUGUUUGAUGCGUCGUGGCAGAGCAUGUCGGUGGAUAUCCGGCCCCUCUGCCCGGAUGACGGGAGCGAGUGUGUCGUGCAGAUCGAGCAGGCAGUAGACAUGGUGUUGGAUAUAGAUCGCUCGAAGCGGCCUAGGGACAACCCUAUUCCUAGACCCGUCCCUGACGAUCAACUGCUGUGCGACACUUCGAAGCCCUACCAUUCUCACGAUACCUGCUACCCGCUUGACAAAACCACGGACAAGAGCUGGAGCCUGACCGAAGUGUUUGGCCGCAGUCUGAAUGGCGUCUGUUCUCCUGCGCACGACGCGGAUUCUAGCGACGAGGAGGAGGAAGGGUCGGUGUGUCUGCAUGUGCCCCAUGAACGGGACGUAUUUAUUUCCCCCGGUGCGGUAGAGAAGAAAAACCUUGAGGAAACAUCCCGCUGCUUUACUCUUCAGCCUUCCGGUACAUUUGAUCUCGUCCUCUCCGAGCAAGACGAGAACCACCACCGCCACUCAGCCCUCGAGACGCCCGUGUUGAGCGCGGAACGCACCAUGAUCGGCCACGGCCAGGAACGCGGCGGGAUGCGAAUCAUCUUCGACAACCCGUCUGCCACUGACUCGGUGGAUUUCAUCUACUUCGAGGCCCUGCCCUGGUUCCUGCGGCCGUACCUGCACACCCUGCAGGCCACCGUGACGGGCCACAACGACCGCAUCCCCCGGUCUAUCCCCACGGCGCAGAUCAUCAAGGAAUCCUUCUACCGACCCGCGAUUGACCGCCAGCGCGGCACCCAACUCGAGCUCGCACUGUCGGUGCCCCCCGCGUCCCGGGUCACGCUGACCUACGACUUUGAAAAGGCCAUCCUCCGAUACACAGAGUACCCGCCGGACGCGAACCGCGGGUUCAACGUCGCCCCCGCGGUGAUCAAGCUCGCCGCCUCGAACAACCACGCCUACCUGCGCACGACGAGCCUGCUGCUGCCGCUCCCCACGCCCGAUUUCAGCAUGCCCUACAACGUGAUCAUCCUGACCAGCACGGUGAUCGCCCUUGCCUUUGGCAGCAUCUUCAACCUGCUUACUCGUCGCUUCGUGGCUGCCGAGCAAGCCGAGGCAUUAGGAUCGCAGACACUAAAGGGGAGAAUCGGCAAGGGAUUAUUGUCUUUACGGGAUAGAGUUAAACGGAAGACUAAGACUGAAUAA
Molecule: messenger RNA, 1800 nt
Organism: Penicilliopsis zonata CBS 506.65
Lineage: Eukaryota; Fungi; Ascomycota; Eurotiomycetes; Eurotiales; Aspergillaceae
Exons: 2
Coding region: 1-1800 (599 amino acids)
Biological process (GO): attachment of GPI anchor to protein
Cellular component (GO): GPI-anchor transamidase complex
Source: RefSeq, a predicted model, not a curated record